UAGAAGUUGACACGUGGCGGUGUUACAAUGGUGACCUCAUAUAUAUUUACUAGAAUAGCACAAAUAUGAGACAGAUGUUGUCUAGAUGCCAUUCGACUAGCGUUUAGAUUCGCUCGAAGAUUGAGUAAGGUUAACGUUAUAUAAUGGCUCAAGAGACCAUCUUUAUACAAACGGAUCCUUCGUUCAAUAUAGUCCUUGAAUCUCUGAACGAAUUGAAGGAUCGAUUUCAAGUUACAUAUAUGAAGACUGUGAGCAUUGAAAACAUCGAAAGUAACAUGGAAGCAAACGGAGACGAGUUUGGUGGGUUGCUUGAAUUUACUCGUACAGCUCCCGCAAUUGCACGUAUGUGCAUGUCAACGGCCACAAAUAUCCCUAAAGUAAUUUGGCCGCGCAUAGGAGUCAGAAGCAGUUCAAGAAACAAGGCAAAGUUGGUUGAAGAAGUAAAUAGAGAGGGUAAUUUCAAACUUGCAGACAACGAUGAUUAUGCGAGAAAUUACUGGAGCAAGUACGACCAGCAAUACCCACACUUCCUCAUGGAGCAUGAAAUCAAAUCCGUAGAGAUGGGUAAGCAAAUAUCUUUACCCAGUAUGAUGAUUAUAGUCAGGAAUGACUUAACUAAGGCUAUCGAGAUAACCACCACACUAAACGCCACUAGAAAAACGGAAAAUAAAUUCGACAGCUAUGUUCACGUCAUCUGUAUAGUGCGUUCAAUUCGGCCGCUGCCGCUGAACAAAACAGAUGGCCGAUUUACCGAGCAGUUUAAAGUAAUGCUGAAACCAAAGCACCUGAUGAACACCUAUGUCGAUGAUAUCAAGAAGGCCAUAACUAAGAAAGAUUGGAAAGAUUUGCCUGUUGCUUUMAAGUACCUGAAAAUAGGCGAGAAGUAGAAUGAAGGACUACAAGAACAACAACAACAACAAUAGAGAAAAAAGGGAAUCGUAUCUAAAUAGAAACGCUUCAUCCUGGUUCCUAGAAAUCAAAUUUGUCUCAUUUUCUGCACAUUUGAUUACCUAGAACAAUCGAGAAACGAAUAAUGCGGGCUUGAAAUGUUGUAAUACGCUUUCACUCUUUCAGCUACGGUAAUAGCACCACCGGCCGGGUCGAUGAUCGUGCAAGUUGUAGAGAAGAUGUUGCUCGUAUACUAAACCAAUCCUUUUUUUUGUUGCGCGACUUUGUAGCACGAAGUAAAGGUGGUUUUUAAAAAAAAGUCUUUCUACUCUCUGCGACAAAGAAAAUUUAUUYCACAUGGUAGUAAUACAAACAACACAUUUACUACACCUAUAGUCCUAUAGUCUAUGSAUUUKUMAACAGACUCAAACRUUAUACGACUGCACCUAGUUUAAGUUUGGAGAUUGAUUGGUAUAUUCUUCAUUCAAAACUGACUAAGAAUGUGUUCAGAACGUUUCCAGGCUCACGUAAAUAAAUCCUCCUGUCGCAAAAGAACUGCUAAUUAUUUAUUAAUAAAAUGGCACGUAUACUAUUUUUUUCUGUUGGGCCUAUAAAGCCCACGCAGAGCCAAUUCGGGCCUCUUCGGGCCACAUCAAUAGUAGAAGAUAUCCAGAAAAUCAUCAUUUCUUGCAAGGCACUAUACGAGUGAACAGCUAAGAUAAUGGGUCGCAAGCGAAGAGACUGUCCUGUAUUCGGAUGUGGAAGCACUAAUCUCGUACGACUGGCAAACCACCUCGACCAAAUACAUCAUAUGGAAGCAGAGGAAYGCGCUAAAUGGUUAAGGUGGAGUCUCUGGCAAGUGGCUUCGCUUUUAAGAGCGAAAAUCCUUAUUCUUAGGAAACGGUACUGUGUGCAAAAUCAAGAGAUCUGAGCUGGAAGGCAGGACAAUUUGUCAAAACUCUAGUUUCUGUAUAUCAUUAGCUUCCAAUAUGCACUCCAUACACUUAUAGGUUUAGCACACUACACAAUAAAAGAGAAAGAACCUUUC
Molecule: messenger RNA, 1936 nt
Organism: Actinia tenebrosa (Australian red waratah sea anemone)
Lineage: Eukaryota; Metazoa; Cnidaria; Anthozoa; Actiniaria; Actiniidae
Source: RefSeq, a predicted model, not a curated record